AGUUUAACAAUUUUGAUUUGUUUCUGUAAUUGUGACCAUUUAUUGUUCAUAUUCUUUUUUGUAGUGACCAGUAUACGCGUUCACCAUGGAUGUACAGCCUGGACAUUGCUGGCGUUGUGAAAAAAUUCUCCCAGAGCAUACUGUGCCUUGCAGCCGAUGCCCGAUGGCCGUAUACUGCUCCACACAGUGUCGAGACAGGGACAGUAUCAGACACAGCGCUGUGGAGUGCGAAAUGUUUGGGGAGAAACAGUGCAGUGCUUGCGGCAAAGCUGGGAAAACAUUGCCGUGUUCAGCGUGUAACAGUGCAUGGUAUUGCAAUACAGACUGCCAACGGCGUGACUUUCCAGCACACUGGAAAAAAUGUCGGGAAAUUCUGACGUCCAUCAAGCAAAUAGCUUCGAAACUUAACAGAUUGCAAGAAUGGUUUAAUUAUGGGGAUUAUCCUGAAUACUUUGGAAACACCAUGGCAGUAGACUUCCUUCAACUUGACAACAAUGAAUGGUCCGGAAAGAACGUUGGAGAUAAACAGCUAGAUAAAAGAGAAUAUCAUAUCUUAUCUGCUGGUUGCGGAGAGCUUCGCAACACAGUGUUGACGGCUGCUUCCCUACCCACCGAGUACCAGGGAAAGCUUCACGUGACUCUUAAUGAUCUGGAUCCAUUUGUGCUGGCACGGAACGUGUUGUUUCUCUUCAUGUUGGUUCGCUUUGCAGACACUGACUACAUCGCUUCCAGUUUGACGACCAUCUGGUACUCACUCCAUAUUUCCAAGAGAGAGUAUGACUUGAUCAAGACAAGCUUGGAUGAACUCAUUCAGAUGAGUGCUCAGCAACUCAGUGAUGCCACACGAGGACUGGUGAGUGUCUUGGAUGAAGAACUUAGAUAUCUGCGCGCUGUUUGGAGAGGAUGGCAAUCACUGGAAUGUCGAAGAGACAAUCGAGCCUCUAUCAAUCUCAGAAAACAAAGACAGAACAUGUUCGAAAACAGCGACCCAAUUGAGUAUAAAGGUGAACGCUCAAGAUAUUUGAGGUGUCUGAAUGCCAAUGAUAGAAAACAGAUGGAAAAGUGGUUUGAGCAUGGUCUGUUCCUACCUUGUGAGGCAAAUCAAAGAGACAUACCAUUCGACAACCCUACACUUACUGCCCCGGAGGCAAGCAAGCUUAUAGCACCCAACGGUUGCAUACAACUUCUAGAAAGAUCUCCUGAGAUGCCGAAAGAGGUCGACAAGUUUCUAUUCAAAUACCUCAUUACCCCAUCGAGGAAUCCUUUCAUAGUAUGGGACUGUUUGAGAGUAAGAGAGCACACCCCUGGAUCCCACACCUCUCCGAUGGUGAUGUACCACAAGUAUGUGACAAACCUCCUCCAGAAAGUCAAGAGCCUCAUCCUUCAAGGGAGGCUCCUUAUCCAUGUUUCCUUGGCCAACUAUCUGGACUUUCCUAAACAUCAUCAAACGUUGAACAUGCCCAACUAUGACCGAAUCUUCACCUCCAACCUUGCCGACUUUUAUGGAUUUGCUAAACUCCUACAGAUUUUCAAGCCACUGCUCAACGCCAGCAACAGCUUCUCUGUCCUUGUCACCGAAAUUAUGCAGUUCUAUGCGAAUGUUCCUGCAGCCAACCCAACCCAACUUCCAGAACCCCAAAUUCAAAAAUUGAUUUGCGAUUACUCCCAGGACUGGCAGACAACAGAAGCAGUGUGGGGCUGUCACAUCUUCGAAUAUUACAACAGCACCCCUCACUUUCUACAGUAUCUCCGUGCAGAAAUCAUGGCAGGGGGGUUUGGCAUACCCGCACUCCAGGAUGUACCAUCAUUUGAGAAAGUGAAGAAGCAUCAGGGCUUGCGAAUGCGCGACUUCCGGAAGGAACUGAACAAACUUGUUCCGUUUCAAAAUCGAUGUAAUAUAAGGGACCUCACAAUGGCACAUCCAGGUGUCAGAGCUGUAGAGUGGUUGCUUCCAAAGACUGAAAGUUAGAUGGCAAAAUGUACUUCACAAACACAUUCUUUGCUUUGGAAGAUCUAGGAUUUUUCAAGGGGGAAUUUGGACCCAAGUGAUAUUUACUUGCAAUCGUGAACCCCAUAUUGUCCCACUUUUGUUUGUACUCUAACUUUUAUGAAGACCUCCCAUAUUUUUUGUACACGAUCGUCAAAUGUGGACCUUUGGGAAUUGUGGAUCCUAUUGUCCUCUAUUGUUCAACGUCCCGGGCCCUUUUGAAUGCUGAAAAAACU
Messenger RNA from Patiria miniata (bat star), 2223 nucleotides. RefSeq lists its product as uncharacterized. Lineage: Eukaryota; Metazoa; Echinodermata; Asteroidea; Valvatida; Asterinidae. The transcript is spliced from 3 exons. The record is from RefSeq and is a predicted model, not a curated record. Bases 86 to 1969 code for a protein of 627 amino acids.